Canariomyces notabilis is the source of this 1454-nucleotide messenger RNA. Its product is annotated as S-adenosyl-L-methionine-dependent methyltransferase. Gene Ontology annotation, molecular function: O-methyltransferase activity. The record is from RefSeq and is a predicted model, not a curated record. Bases 64 to 1341 code for a protein of 425 amino acids. Lineage: Eukaryota; Fungi; Ascomycota; Sordariomycetes; Sordariales; Chaetomiaceae. The transcript has 4 exons.
CUCCCACCCUCCGUCCUCCUUUCCGUCUGAAUCCGCCAUUUCACUUGGGUGCAGAGGGCCAAGAUGGCGAACGCAGCGGCGAUCGAAAAGACGGAAAAACUGCUUCAGGAGUUGCGUGUUUAUGAUGGUUCAUCUUCAACUCAAGCAGCCCUGAUUCAUCAGCUGGACGAAAUACGGAACUCCUUACAACAGCCCCGCGAGAUUGCCAAUUAUUACAUCAAGAAGGGCCUCGUCUUGAUCAUUAUCAACACCUGCGUAGAACUGGGUGUCUUUGACGCAGUGCUUCCAGAUACCCCAGCGUCGGCUGAGGAUAUUGCGGACAAAGUCGGGGUCGAUGCGUCUAUUCUGACACGGUUUCUGCGGGCUCCCAUGGUAGAAGGCUUCUUUUCCCUCGCCGCUCCGGAUGGAAACAAGCCGCAAAACCCUCCUUCCAGCCCAUACCUCUACCGCCACACGCCCGCUUCACUCUCCCUGCGUGGCCUGCCCGCCCAUACCUGGUGGCGCACGGCACUCACGCUCCCCAUGAGCCGGUUUUGGCGCACACCGGACUACAUUCGUAGCCACAGUACAGCCGAACUGCAAGAUUCGCGCCAUAACGCGCUGGCCUGGGCGAUGGGCUUGGAAAGUGAAGGGCUGACUUUUUUCGAGGCUCUUGAUAGGGACAAGCAGUACGCUGGGUUUUGGUGGUCUGCAAUGGGAAUGGCAGAGUAUGGAUUUGGUUCGUUCCCCUGGGCAAAACUGUGGGAGGAUGUUUCCCGAAAACAAGAUGGGCGGGAUCGAGUGUUUGUUGUGGAUGUCGGUGGGGGACGCGGAAAGAGGUUGGUGGAAAUCAUACGAGAGCUUGGUGAAGUGAAGGAUAAGGAACCCAGCCUGAAACCAAUGAUGGUACUGGAAGACCUGGGAGGUGUCAUAGGAGGCGAGACGCCAGUUAGCAUUGAGGGAGUUAAGAAUGUGGUGUAUGAUUUCUUCCAGCAAGGGGCAGAGCAGCCGGUGAAAGGUGCCCACGUCUACCAUCUGCGCCACGUUUUGCACGACUACUAUGACGAGAAGGCUCGUCAAAUCCUGAAGCAGGUUGUUGACGCCAUGAGGCCAGAUUCUCGAGUAAUUCUCUGCGAAUACAUCAUCCCCGAAGAGCAUGAUCUUGGUCAUGAGAUCUUUCCAUAUGUCAUGGACUUUCUGUUAUUCCUGGCUGGAGGGUUGGAACGAACCCACCGGCAGUGGCAGCAGUUGCUCGACAGUGUCGGGCUGGAGAUUAUGAAUAUUUGGCCGAGCAAGGAUGGUCACCCUGAGGUAGACAUUGAAGCCUGUUUGAAGGAUACAAAGCCUGAACGGAGCUUGUAGUCUCAGUAUCUGAAAUUACAAGUCAAAUCCAAUCUUCCCGAGUUUUGGCUUGACCGGAUUCUACAGACACAGAGCACAGAGCCACGGUCAUUAUUAUCACAGUCAAGGUAGAC